AUGGCUGGCAAACUAAAUGGAUUUAAUUUACUAACGCUUGGUGUGAUUACAGUUCUUGGCAUAUACACCGGUACCCUAUUUUUUGAACCAAUUAUCCUCCAACAGUUAGAAAAAGAUAAUAACCUAAAAAAGGGCAUGCAAAUUCCCAAAUAUGAUUCAGAUGGUAAUCCAAUACGUGAAAUUCCAAAAUCUUUACAGCCGUUAAUGAAUAAUGAGCCAAUUGAAUCUGAUAAGAAAGAAUGA
Molecule: messenger RNA, 243 nt
Organism: Henningerozyma blattae CBS 6284
Lineage: Eukaryota; Fungi; Ascomycota; Saccharomycetes; Saccharomycetales; Saccharomycetaceae
Gene: ECM19
Product: Ecm19p
Exons: 1
Coding region: 1-243 (80 amino acids)
Source: RefSeq, a predicted model, not a curated record